GUGCCCCAGCUCUUGUUCUUUUUUUUAUAUUCCAAGUCGCCAUCAAUUCAAGUCACGAGUAAACAAACAUGGCAGACGCGGCAAAACAGUCCUCGCGCCCGCAGCUCACCAGCAGCAUGCGGAGCAGCUCGUACCUGAGCGACCACCAGCAGUACCGCCCGCCGCAGCACCGCAUCCCCGAGGCGCAUCACGGCAUCGACACCGUCGUCGAGGACUCGUCGCCGUCCAAGUCGCCCAAGGCCGCGCUGCCCUUCAAUGGCGUGCCGUCGCCCGAGCACCCGCCCAUCAUCGUCGACAGCGGCGUCACCCACAGCUACUCGCACCAGGACUGCGCGCCCCCCGCCGGCCAGAAGACGGACCGCCUGAUCGCGACGCUCUUCUACAAGGGCUCAGACCGGAAUGCGCCCGGCGCGAGGAGCACGUCGGGCGGCCUGAGCAGGUCGCGCUCGCCGGCCAAGAACGGGCUGGGCGACAGCACCGAGUCGCUGCCCCCGAACAUGGCGCCGACGACCAGCAUGGACGACUUCCCCCUGGAGCCUCCCACGCAGGAGUCGGAGCAGCUGGACCACCUCUACGGCUCCUACGUCUCGCCGCUGUGUGUCACGUCGUUCCUCCAUCUCAUGUCGACGUUUCCCCUGCCGGACGGCGCCGAGGAGCCGCACUCGUCGCAUCGCUGCUUGGACAACCAGGAGGCCCCGCGCGUUGUCGAGCUGACCUUGACGCCCGCGCCGGCUCCCAGCUACCUCAGCCUGGACGACUUGCGCAAGCACGAGCUGAUUUACCGAUUCGAGCAGGAGUGGAACGUGGACGUGGCCCUGCAGAGAGACGUGUUGUGGAGGAAGCACCCCAGACUGGUCGUCUUUGACAUGGACAGCACCCUCAUCACGCAAGAGGUCAUUGAUCUCCUCGCCGAAACCGUCAAGGACCCGCCGGAUCUUGCGGAGCGAGUCGCCAACAUCACACACCGCGCCAUGAUGGGAGAGCUCAACUUUGAAUCGUCAUUCCGAGAGCGAGUCGCCCUUCUCAAGGGCCUGCCGGCAACGCUCUUUGAGGACCUCCGGCCGGUCCUCGACGUCACCAACGGAGUGCCAGAAUUGAUCAAGGCCCUGAAGCGCCUGGGCGUCAAGACGGCCGUCCUCUCCGGCGGUUUCCUGCCGCUGACGGGAUGGCUGGCCAAGGAGCUGGGCAUCGACCACGCGCACGCCAAUGAAGUCGUCAUUGAGAACGGCAAGCUCACCGGCGAGGUAAAGGGCGUCAUUGUCGGAAAGGAGCGCAAGCGCGAUCUCCUCGUCGAGAUUGCCCAGAAGGAGGGCGUUGACCUGUCCCAAGUCAUUGCCGUUGGUGACGGCGCCAACGAUUUGCUGAUGAUGGACAAGGCUGGCCUGGGCGUGGCGUGGAACGCAAAGCCAACGGUGCAGAUGGAGGCGGGCGCGCGGUUGAACGGGCAGAGCAUGCUGGACCUGCUCUACCUGUUUGGAUUUACGGGCGAGGAGAUAGACAUGCUUAUUUCUUAGGAUUAGCAAAAGGGUUACGGUGGAAGGGCGUUUGGUGAAAGGGAGGGAAACCCCGGGUAUGAUGAAGAUGGCUUGAGAGAAUAGGUUUUUCAUGUGUAAGCUUUUUGCGAUGUGAAAAUUUCCCUUUCGUUUAUGAGAUGAGGUCACAAUGACAAUGGCGACGACCUACUUUGCUUUUCUUUUGCUUUGCCCAAGUGAGGUUGGUGUUUACCAUUUGUAAAGAAAAGGAGACACACAAAUCCUCAGACUGUCCUGGAUAUGAUAUCAAUAUAUAAGAGAGUAAUGCAGCGACUCACAUUCAAUAGAUACGUAAAAAAAUGUCUUCUUCUUCUCAAGCCCCUUUUCUCACGUCAUUGUUUUGGUGCAAGACAUGUAUCAUGUUUACGCCCCACCUCCACUCAUAUGUCUACACAGGCGAACCCGCCUCAUUUAAAUACAAAAAGGUAUGCCUGCUCUGCCUCUGCCUCUCCCUUGACCUCCCCAUCCGUGCAACCCAUAUUCCAUCUCUUCAAGGGUAGCCCUCCUUGCCCCACUUGUUGUACUUGUCGUGGUACUCCUUGGGAGCGGUGACGUUGGGGAUGAUGACCACGUUGAGAGCGCUGGGGGCAUCGCGGGGAGCAGCGUUGGGGUCGCCGCCGGGGUGGUAGGAGUACUUGCCUCCAGAGCUGCCCUCCCAGGCCAUCUUGUCGACGUUGACGGGGGCCUCUGAGGUUGCUCCAGUGGGGGAUCGCCAAAGUAGAAGCCAGC
Trichoderma atroviride IMI 206040 is the source of this 2261-nucleotide messenger RNA. RefSeq lists its product as uncharacterized. Gene Ontology annotation, biological process: L-serine biosynthetic process; dephosphorylation. The record is from RefSeq and is a predicted model, not a curated record. Lineage: Eukaryota; Fungi; Ascomycota; Sordariomycetes; Hypocreales; Hypocreaceae. Gene Ontology annotation, molecular function: L-phosphoserine phosphatase activity; magnesium ion binding. Gene Ontology annotation, cellular component: cytoplasm.